Messenger RNA from Podarcis lilfordi (Lilford's wall lizard), 5084 nucleotides. Lineage: Eukaryota; Metazoa; Chordata; Lepidosauria; Squamata; Lacertidae. The record is from the annotation of a GenBank genome assembly.
GGGAAGAUGGACGGUUGACUUGGUCAGGCUGCCUCCUGCGUCCCUCCCCAAAACUGUUGAGCAUUCCCUCCCAGGGCCCUCAGAGAGAUCUGGUGAGUUGCAGGGGGAAAGGGCAGGGAUGGAUGGAGACAGAGGGGGGAAACACAUUGGCAAGGUGUUGGACAAAUAUGUCCCAGGGAUCUUUACCCAGAGGGUGUCAAUUUAUUUGUGGGACAUAGGAAUUUGUUCAUAUAUUUUUUUCAAAAUAUAAUCUGCCCCUCCCCACAAGUUCUGAGGGACAGUGGACUGGCCCCCUGCUGAAAAAGUUUGUUGACCCCUGGUAUAGAGUCUCACAGGUGUCCCCUUAAGUCGGUGGGUUGCUGAGGUCCCAGCGGCAACAGAACUCCGUCAGACCGGUCAUGCGCUAAAGGUGUCGUCCGGGCUUCGCUAGGUGAGGUUGGCAAUCUGGGUUCACCUGCCUGCAUGCUCCACCAAAAUUGUUGGACAAAUUAUGUCCCAAGGAAUCUUUACCCAGAGGUCAUCUGCCACGAUCGGGCAUCACUAGAUUUAUUGCCGUAAUAGGACUGCACGGGCGACUCCUUAGCUCAUACUGUAAAGGAGUGCUCAUUCCAGCUUACAUCACACAUAAUUUAUAACCUAAAAGUGUUCGAAUAUCCCUCCUACAAUUCCUAUUGGUUAAGAAAUUGCAGUUUACAGGCUUCCCAAUCCACCUACACAUAUGUCCCCCACCAAUAACAUGGAUACCAUGUCCAUUCAAAUUAGCCGUUUCUCCUUUAGGGGUGCAUAUCCAUGAAGCGUUUGAACACGUGUACUAGUUCUUAAACUAUCACCUGCUAUUUCUCCUUGUUAUCUCGAGUCACCUCUAAACUACAGUGGUGCCUCGCAAGACGAAAUUAAUUCGUUCCGCGAGUUUUGUUGUCUUGCGAUUUUUUUCGUCUUGCGAAGCACGGUGUCGGGAAAGUUUUGGAAAAGCUUCAAAAAUCACCAAAGUCUUUAAAAACCUCAAAAAAGGCUACCACACCGCAUUCUAUGAGUUGCUCCUUGAAGUCAAGUCGCAACUGGAUUAACGGUGUUAAGAAAAAGGAAACAAACUUGCAAGACGUUUCCGUCUUGCGAAGCAAGCCCAUAGGGAAAAUCGUCUUGCGAAGCAACUCAAAAAACAAAAAACCCUUUCGUCUAGCGAGUUUUUUGUCUUGCGAGGCAUUCGUCUUGCGAGGUACCACUGUAUAAAUCUAUCACUUUCAGGGUCAGCAUGGGCCUUGAACACAUUCUUAGUCUUUCUUAGUCUUAAUUGCACCCUCUAACACGAAAAGGAGUUUAGGGAGAAUCCUUUGAUUCAGCUAAGGAUUCAUUUUUAUGCAUUUAUUCCACAUUGGGGCAGGACCUAUUUUUCUUGCAUGGUGGGUUUCAGAAGGAAGGCAUAAGAGGAAGACCCCCCCCUCUUUCACCAUGGAAACAGUGAAAGACAUCCUUCAACAGCUAAAUGUGAGGCUACCAUUGUUUAUUCUUACCUCAGGAAUCUGCAGCUUGUUUUCGCUUGGGAGCUCCUCAGGAAGGAGGAAAGAGUCUGAUAAUGCAAACCUAGCGAGAAUGGAAGGGGGAAGAUGGACGGUUGACUUGGUCAGGCUGCCUCCUGCAUCCUUCUCCAAAACUGUUGAGCAUUCCCUUCCAGGGCCCUCAGAGAGAUCUGGUGAGUUGCAGGGGGAAAGGGCAGGGAUGGAUGGAGACAGGAGGGGGGAAACACAUUGGCAAGGGGAAAAGGUGGAGAGGAGAGAAAAGGCAGGAAGAAGGAAGCAGAGAGGCCUUUUCCCAUGCUCCUCUUUGUUUCUGGAAUCUGCUUUCAUAGAGGAGCCAGAAACCUUUUUCCUCUCACAGCGUUUUGAUUUUACAUGUUUUCCCCGCACUACAUGAUGAAAUGAUGAGGAUUACCUAAACUAAUACAGAAAUAUGGGUAAAGGGUGUUGUGGAAAUGCUUUUAGUAAUUAUAGAUUAUUUAUUUUUUUGAAACACUUCUACCACUUUUAUUUUUUUCUAAACAAUUAUAAUUAUGUAUGUAAUUUAUAUAUCGCCCUUCAUACAAAGAUAUUCCUUGAAACCCUAAAAGCAUUUAUCCCUUUGCUUCAAAGCAGGUGGUGCAGACAAGCGACAGAACUCUGCAGAAUGUGGAAUGAGCUUUAUUGAUGGUGGAAACCUUACAAACCAUCAACGAACUCACACGGGGGAAAAACCAUUUCAAUGUAAUGAGUGUGGAAAGAGUUAUAGUAGUAAUGCCACUCUUAAACAACAUCAGCGAAUUCAUACAGGGGAAAAACAAUAUGAAUGUGUGGAGUGUGGUAAGUGCUUCAGUGAGAGUGGAAAACUUAAAAGACAUCAACGGACUCACACAGGAGAGAAACCAUUUAAAUGUAUGGAGUGUGGAAAGAGCUUCAGUGAAAGUUGGUCCCUUCAUAUGCAUCAUCGAAGUCACACAGGGGAGAAACCAUUUAAAUGUAUGGAGUGUGGAAAGAGUUUCAGUUAUAGUUCAAGCCUUGCUUUACAUCAUUACACCCACACAGGGGAGAAACCAUUUGAAUGUAUGGAGUGUAAAAAGAGCUUCUAUGACAGGGGAACACUUAGAAAACAUCAACUAAUUCACACAGGGGAAAAGCCAUUCACAUGUAUGGAGUGUGGAAAGAGCUUCCGUCAUAUUAGUUCACUUCGUGUACAUCAACGGACUCACACAGGGGAGAAACCAUUUGAAUGUCUAGAGUGUGGAAAGUGGUUCAGACGAAAGACACACCUCACUUCACAUCGGCGAACACACACGGGGGAGAAACUAUUUAAAUGUUUGGAAUGUGGAAAGACUUCCACUGAUAGUCGAACACAUGCAGAACAUCAACGAACUCACACAGGAGAGAAACCACUUAAAUGUAUGGAGUGUGGAAAGAGCUUUGGUCAGAGUUCCAACCUUACUUCACAUCAGCGAACUCACACAGGGGUUAAACCAUUUAAAUGUAUGGAGUGUGGAAAGAGCUUUGGUCAGAGUUCCCACCUUCGUACACAUCAGCAAACUCACACAGGGGUUAAACCAUUUAAAUGUAUUGAGUGCGGAAAGAGUUUCCGUCAGAUUGCACACCUUAACAUACAUAAAUAUACUCACACAGGGGUGAAAGACUUUAAAUGCUUGGAGUGUGGAAAGAGCUUCAGUCGACGACAUAGACUUAGUGAACACCAGAGUACUCACGCAGGUGAGAAACCAUUUAAAUGUAUGCAAUGUGGAAAGAGCUUCAGUAACAGUGGAGCCCUUAGAACACACCAGCAAACUCACACAGGGGUGAAACACUUUAAAUGCUUGGAGUGUGGAAAGAGCUACAGUCGACGUGAUAAACUUCGUAAACAUCAGAGAACUCACACAGGGGGGAAACGUAUGGAGUGUGAAAAUAGUUUCCAUCAGAGUGCACAGCUUACUUUACAUAAACGUACUCACACAGGGGAGAAACCCUUUAAGUGUAUGGAGUGUGGAAAGAGUUUCAGUUGGAAGAAUCAGCUUAAUUCGCAUCAACGAACUCACACAGGGGAGAAACCCUUUAAAUGUAUGGAGUGUGGAAAGAGGUUCAGUGAAAGUCGCUCCCUUAAUAGUCAUCAUCGAACCCACACGGGGGAGAAACCAUUUAAAUGUAUGGAGUGUGGAAAGAGUUUCCGUCAGAGGACACACCUUACUUUACAUAAACAUACUCAUACAGGGCUGAAACACUAAAUGCUUGGAGUGUGGAAAGAGCUUCAGUCAACGUGAGAAACUUAGUGAACAUUCACUCAAUGUUCAUUCUUUUACAUAGAAUUCUAGAAUGCUAGAGUUGACCGUGGACAUAAUUUGAGGGGGUUUUGGAUGGGGCAGUGUGGAAACACAUUCACUUUAUUUUGCUUACUUCUUUGGAACAAUGAACCUCAAAGGCAGACUAGCAUGACAAUCCACCAAGAGGUUCAGUGCUGUCACUUGUGGACUGAAUCAGGACAAUGGAUAUUUUUCACAAUAUGUGGGUUAAUCAGAUUCCCAAUGCCAACUCCAGUGGUGCCUUGGUUUAAGAACAACUUAGUUUAUGAACAACUUGGAAUAAAAAUGCUCCAAACCCGUAAGUAGGUGUUUGGGUUGGUGAACUUUGCCUUGGAAACAGAACAUGUUCCGCUUCCUGUUGAGUGUGUUCCAUUUGUAAAUCGAGUCCCCCGCUGCUAAUCAGAGGCUUCCUGUUGAGUCUGUUGGCCGUUGAGUCCGGAGCACCCACAUAACAGAGGUGAUAUUUGGAGCUUUUGUUUUUGCUAUCUUUUGUGUUUUUGUUGGUGUGGCUUUUUCAUCUUUUUUUUACUGUGACUUGUUCUUCAUUUUAUGGUACUGACUUUUGACUGUGGCUUGUGACUUCGUUUUUGUGACUGUGACUUGUGACUUCGUUUUUGUGACUUGUUUUUGUGACUGUGUGGAACCCAGGUCAGCUACUGGUUGAUCGUGUGACUGCAGAAAUGGAUACAGGGAACCAGGCAGAGGGCCUUCUCGGUAGUGGUGCCUGCCCUGUGGAACGCCCUCCCAGCAGAUGUCAAGGCAAUAAACAACUAUUUUACUUUUAAGAGACAACUGAAGGCAGCCCUCUUUAGGGAAGUUUUUAAUGUCUAAUGCUGUAUUGUUUUUAAUAUUCAGUUGGAAGCCACCCAGAGUGGCUGGGGAAACCCAGCCAGAUGGGCGGGGUAUAAAUAAUAAAUUAUUAUUAUAAAAGUCCCUCAUCCAAACAAUUACUAUCAUCAGUGCAUGUAAGAAAAAAAUAAUUUUAAUUUUUAUCAUCUACAAUACUGUCUUAUUUAUUUUAUUGUACAGCACAUUGAUUAUUGCCAUCCUUUUAUGGAUCAGUGGUCUUGUUAGAUAGUAAGAUUCAUGUUAAAUUCCUGUUUUAGUGGGGGUUUUUCAUUGUCUGGAACGGAUUAAUUCAUUUUCCAUUACUUUCUAUGGGAAAGCAUGCCUUGGUUUAAGGACAGACUUCCUGAACAGAUUAAGUUUGUAAACCAAGGUAUCACACUGAUUUUGUGUAUGAAAACAGCGAUUAAUAAAAGCGGUGGACUUG